AUGGUGGAAUCAAAAUCAAAGAAGACAUUCACGAAAUUAGGGAAGUUGUUUGGGGUCCUGUCAUCAAAUGUUCAAGUCAAUCAACAAUCAGACCAUAUCAAACAUAAUCAUCCUCAAUCACCUUCUUCUCAUGAGGGAUUAUCUUCUCCUUCCUUACUUUCUUCACCAUCUCCACCGAUUUCAAAUUUAAUCAUUCAUGAUAAUGUUAAAACCAUCACUAGUAAUGAUCAGAAAUCAACAAAUAAACCGGAAUCAACCUUUGAUGAUGAUAAAAUACUAUCUCAAGAAAAUGAUGAUUUAUUAUUACCAUUACCUGAUCAUACCAUUAAUAAUAAUAACAAUACUCAUACAGUAUCAACAGCUAAUACCACUACUUCUUCAUCGCCAAAAUUAUCCGAUUCAAGAUCAAAUACUCCUACAAAUCUUCAUCCUGUAAGUUCAACCACAACAUCUCCAUUAUCAUUAGUUUCAUCCAAAGACUUUAAUCAUCCUCAUAAACCAUCAACCGCUACUACGUCUAAUGAAAAUGUUGAUCAUUCAAAUGGUAUUCAUAAAAUUCAACAACCUCAACCUUAUCAUAGUCUUUCUCCAUCAAAUUUAAGUAAAUUAAAUGGUGGUGGUGGUAAUACUUCCUCUGCAAAUUCGAAAAAUUCAGUAUCAAGAUCUUCUUCAACUAAUUUACCUCGAAAACAUGCCAAUACAGUAUCAGCCCAUACCAAUAAUACUAAUGGUCAUCAUGGUCCAAAUGGUAGAUCUAAUUCAGUUUCAAGAGCUUCUUCAACGAAAGUACAAUCGGGUCAUGGUAUAACUAGUGCUCAUCCUUCUAAUAUUAGUAUGACAAAUCUUACAACUCCAAUCUCAUCUCCAACUCCAAGUAGUAUGGGAGGAACUGUUCAAGCUCCAAGAUUUAGAAUCCUUGAGAAUGGAAAUCAUGAACAUAAUUUAAAAUCUGCUAAACGUCAAGAGAAAUUAUCUAAUAUGUUGAAAGAUCUCCUUGGUGCAAAGAAAUUAAGAGAUGAAGCUAAAAGUGCUGUUCCUGGUAAUCUUCAGAAUCUUGUCCAAUUACAUCAACAACAACAAGGAAUCGUGGCCAAUAAUCAUAAUAAUAAGGAUAAACCUCCUACAUUAUUGAAUUCUUUAGUGACUCAUAUUAAAAAUAAUACCAAUCCUUAUGAUGGUACCCCUAAUCAACAAACCAAUAAAGAUUUAAGAACAGAUGGAGAGAUUAAUAUUAAUUCACCUUUAUCAAUCGUUAAUUUGAAAACUUCCCCUGAAGGAGAGAAACCUACCAUACCGAGUGUAACUCCUCAUGCUCAACCUACUGAUGGUAGAUCAUUCGUGGAGAAAUAUGGUAGAUGUCAAGAAGUUAUUGGUCGUGGUGCAUUUGGAGUGGUUCGAGUGUCGCAUAAGAAAGUAUUAACGAAAACCAGUUCAAAUGAUACCAUUGUCAGUAAAAACAACAACAAUAUGGCGAUUAAUGAAGAAGGUGAUUAUGAGAUUUUAUAUGCUGUGAAGGAAUUCAAACGGAAAUCAAAUGAAUCAGAUAAGAAAUAUACUCAUCGACUCACGGCUGAAUUCUGUAUUUCAUCAUGUUUAAAAAACAUUAAUAUCAUUGAUACUCUUGAUCUUUUAAAAGAUGCCAAGGGAGAUUAUUGUGAAGUUAUGGAAUUUUGUUCGGGAGGUGAUUUAUAUACGUUGAUUAUUGCUCUGGGGAAAUUAGAAUAUGCUGAGGCCGAUUGUUUCUUUAAACAAUUAAUCAGAGGAGUUAAUUAUAUUCAUGAUAUGGGAGUAAGUCAUCGAGAUUUAAAACCAGAAAAUCUUUUACUUACUCAAAAUGGGAUUUUAAAAAUCACUGAUUUUGGAAAUAGUGAAUGUUUUAAAAUGGCAUGGGAAGAUGAUAUUCAAUUAAGUGAAGGUAUUUGUGGUUCAUCUCCUUAUAUUGCUCCUGAAGAAUUCACGCAAUAUAAUUUUGAUCCAAGAGGAGUGGAUAUUUGGUCAUGUGGAGUUAUUUAUAUGGCUAUGCGUACUGGUAGACAAUUAUGGAAAUUAGCUGAUCCUAAAAAGGAUGAAUUCUUUGAAGAAUAUUUAUUAAAGAGAAAGGAUUUAACAGGUUAUGAACCAAUUGAAAAUUUAAAAAGAGCAAGAUGUCGUAAUGUAAUUUAUUCAAUCUUAGAUCCCAAACCAGAAAGAAGAAUUACCGGUAAACAAAUUUUAAAUAGUGAAUGGGGGAGAGAAAUUAAAGUUUGUGAAGCUGGUGAAGGUCAUUAA
This is a messenger RNA of Scheffersomyces coipomensis, 2268 nucleotides long. RefSeq names its product serine/threonine protein kinase. Gene Ontology annotation, biological process: protein phosphorylation; intracellular signal transduction; intracellular monoatomic cation homeostasis. Gene Ontology annotation, cellular component: cytosol. The record is from RefSeq and is a predicted model, not a curated record. The coding region runs from base 1 to 2268 and encodes 755 amino acids. The transcript has a single exon. Gene Ontology annotation, molecular function: protein serine/threonine kinase activity; ATP binding. Lineage: Eukaryota; Fungi; Ascomycota; Pichiomycetes; Serinales; Debaryomycetaceae.